This is a messenger RNA of Zingiber officinale, 608 nucleotides long. RefSeq lists its product as uncharacterized. The record is from RefSeq and is a predicted model, not a curated record. The transcript has a single exon. NCBI's taxonomy places the organism in Eukaryota, Viridiplantae, Streptophyta, Magnoliopsida, Zingiberales, Zingiberaceae. The coding region runs from base 96 to 341 and encodes 81 amino acids.
AUUAAUAAGCAGCGCCUCCGCCUCCCCACUCUCAGCCCAACAGCCUCUGCCUCUCCGAUCUUCCUUGGCUUUCUUGUAUCAGGGAGAGAUCGCCGAUGGCUAAGUACAUGGAGAUGUUGGAUUUGGGCGUCAGGGUCGCUGCUCGGUUCCACUCGCACUGCCCCCAGACGGCCCGCAUGUACUACAAGCCGCCGCCGCCUCCAGCUAGCACCCCCGCUCAACAGGCCAACGGGGUGCUCCCGGUGGAUGCUCCCCCUCGGUCGCCGGCAGCAGCUUGCCGUCGGAAUGGCGUUGGUUUCAGUUUCGAUGCGGCGGAAGUUAUUCGGGACGCUGUUUUCUGAGGGACGACACGCGAUCAAGCAAAUCUUUUGAUUAACAAUUCUUUAGUUCCUUGCCACGCUUCAUUUUUUUUUCCUUUGAGUUUCUGUCUCAAUAAAAGUUUUGGCCUUGUAUCUGAUCCUUUGUUUGCAUCACAACAUGCAACAAAAGGGAAGAUGGAGAGAAUCUGCUUGUGGAACUCGAUGCCAGCGGAUUACAAUUCAUUACAAUCAUUGAAAUGUUGUAAAAUUUGAUAGUUUUGGAAAUAUUUUAAAGAUUUUAUUAAAGCA